AUGGGGGCUUCACCGACCAACGCCUCGACCAGGGGUGACACCAAAUCACCCAAACAAUCAAACAAUGCCACUCCGCCUCGUCAAGAUUCUCUGCCCGAAGUGAAGCAACCCGAUCCGAGUCUGAAGCCUGAUGCCGACGGCGCGAAACCUCUUGGACCUCCCCCUCGACCCGGACAAGCUACAGGAAAUACUCCCGAUUACUUCGGUGGCGCUGCCGCUGCAUCUCUCAGUCUGGAGCCCAAUCCUUUUGAACAGUCCUUCGGCGGCGGCGCGCCAGAGACGCCCGGUGGUACGAAAUUGCCAUCUGUUGCGGCUCUGACUUCCCCAUCUUCUCUCCUUCCCGGCAGCGGCGCUACACCUUUCAACUGGGGAGGAGGUUCCUUGCGGACCGGCCCAUUGAGUCCAGCGAUGUUGUCCGGUCCUACAAGCGAUUACUUUAGUGAUACGCAUCACCUUCGAGGCGGAUUCCCGACCCCUAACGAGUCUUCGCUAAGGACAGGCUUGACUCCGGGUGGCAGUGGUUCCAUGUUCCCUGCCCCUAGCCCCAAUUCUCAACAGUUGUUUGCACAGCUUGCUAGUGGAGGUGCUACACCCAGCACUAUUGAUUUUCAUCGUACGGCGUUGAGCGCUGCGGCAAAGCGUGAGAACCAGAAUCAAUCUCAAUCCCAGAACCCCCAGCAGCAACCUUCAGUCACUUCCCAGCCUCAGGACAUGCCUAACGGCGUCGCGGCUGUGAAGACAGAAGCUAAGCAGCCAGGUCCUUUUGAUCCGCACGACAACGACGCGGCCAACGGUUUGUUUAUGCUCGCCCAGGGUCGAAACGGCGCCCAACCCCAGGGAUACCCGGCGACAACGCAACCUCAGUCUCGCGCACAGCCUGCACCUGCCCCCACGCAGGGGAUCGACACCUCUCCACAGAUGGCAAGUGUCAACGGUGCUGGCUCUGUCGGUGCUGGGUCUUCUGUCAGAGGUGUUAGUGAGGGUGGUAGCGCAGCGUCAGAUGAAAGUGAACAGGCUCGACCCAACACAAGGGGUAAGGGCAAGCGCAACUCUACUGGAGGUGCCACUACAAACGGCCGGAGAAAGGCUGAGGACGCUCCGGCCAAGGCCCCCCCUAAUAAGAAGGUUAAGACAAGCACGUCACCUGCGCCUGAGAUGAACGGCGAUGAUAGCCAUUCGGAUGACGACGACGACAUGAAGUUCAAGCAUGAGGACAAGGACGGUAACUCCAAGUCAAAGAUGACUGACGAGGAGAAGCGAAAGAACUUUUUGGAACGCAACAGAGUUGCCGCAUUGAAGUGUCGCCAACGCAAGAAGCAGUGGCUGGCUAAUCUGCAAUCCAAGGUUGAGUUGUUCAGUAGCGAGAACGAUGCUCUCACCGCUCAGAUCACUCAGUUGAGAGAGGAGGUUGUCAACCUCAAGACGCUCCUUCUUGCACACAAGGACUGCCCCGUCACACAGCAGCAAGGACUGCACGGCGCUUUUAUGCAGCAAGCCAUGGAGCCGUUCAACCCCCAAAUGAACCCCUACGGCAUGGCGGCGCCUAUCCCUAACCAGCAGGUUCUUGCAGCUGGACAGGGCGUGCAACGACGCUUCUCAUAG
Messenger RNA from Colletotrichum truncatum, 1602 nucleotides. RefSeq names its product bZIP transcription factor. Gene Ontology annotation, molecular function: DNA-binding transcription factor activity, RNA polymerase II-specific; RNA polymerase II cis-regulatory region sequence-specific DNA binding. The record is from RefSeq and is a predicted model, not a curated record. Lineage: Eukaryota; Fungi; Ascomycota; Sordariomycetes; Glomerellales; Glomerellaceae. Gene Ontology annotation, biological process: regulation of transcription by RNA polymerase II.